CUUCUUUCUUCAGUUAGAAAUGGGCCCGUGGACUAGAAUGUGGCCCAUGGACAGGUAUGCUUUCUUGAAAUCCUGGCUUGUUUUUUUUCUGGGGUUGUAUGUGCAGUUUUCCAAAGCGCUGGCCUGUCCAAGUGUAUGCCGUUGCGACCGAAACUUUGUCUAUUGUAAUGAACGAAGUUUGACCUCAGUGCCUCUUGGAAUACCGGAGGGUGUAACCAUACUCUACCUCCACAAUAACCAAAUUAAUAAUGCUGGAUUUCCUACAGAACUUCACAAUGUCCAGUCUGUGCACACAGUCUACCUGUAUGGCAACCAGCUAGAUGAGUUCCCUAUGAAUCUCCCCAGGAAUGUCAGGGUUCUCCACCUGCAAGAAAACAACAUCCAGACCAUUUCUAGGGCUGCUCUGGCACAACUCUUGAAAUUGGAAGAGCUUCAUCUGGAUGAUAAUUCUAUUUCUACUGUUGGAGUUGAGGAUGGGGCAUUCCGGGAAGCUGUUAGCCUCAAGCUUCUGUUCUUAUCCAAGAAUCACUUAAGCAGUGUACCAGUUGGCCUUCCAAUGGACUUACAAGAACUACGAGUGGAUGAAAAUCGAAUUGCCAUCAUAUCAGACAUGGCCUUUCAGAAUCUCACAAGUUUGGAACGUCUUAUAGUGGAUGGUAAUCUCCUUACAAAUAAAGGAAUUGCAGAUGGCACUUUCAGCCACUUAUCCAAACUUAAGGAAUUCUCUAUAAUAAGGAAUUCAUUGACAUACCCACCUCCCGAUCUUCCAGGUACAAAUCUACUUAGGCUUUAUUUACAGGACAACCAGAUAUCAAACAUACCACUUUCAGCCUUUUCAAAUCUUCAUCACCUGGAACGACUUGAUAUUUCCAACAAUCAACUUCGGAUGCUGUCUAAAGGUGUCUUUGACAAUCUUCACAGCCUGAAGCAACUGACAGCAAGGAAUAAUCCCUGGCUAUGUGAUUGUAGUAUUAAAUGGGUUACUGAAUGGCUGAAAUUAAUUCCUUCCUCCAUCAAUGUCCGAGGAUUCAUGUGUCAGGGACCAGAACAAGUCCGAGGUAUGGCUGUCAGGGAACUCAACAUGAACAUGUUGUCAUGCCCCACAACUAUCCCAGAUGUAUCAUUUGUUACCCAUAUUCCCACAACAUCUUUGCCAACCAUGAUGGUCCCUACUUCAUCAUACUUAACCCCAAGUAACAAACAAACAAACAUUCUUCUUGCCCCUACUAUAACCACACUCCCCACUGUGCCUGAGAGGAAUGAUGAAGAAAAAAUUACCCUUCCCACUGUUGAACGAUUUCAGCUGUUUAUCCAUGUUGUGAAUGGCACUUGCAUCCAAGUGAGCUGGCAUUCCUUCUUUAAUGUGAUGGCCUACAAGCUUACUUGGGUUAAAAUGGGUCAUAGUCUGGAAGGAGGCAUUAUUCAGGAACGGAUAGUUACUGAUAAGAGGCAGAACAUCAGCUUGACAAAUUUAGAGCCCAAAUCCACAUAUCGGAUUUGUUUGGUUCCCUUGGAUGAUUUUAAUAAUUACCGCAUUGGUGAGGACACUGUGUGCUCAGAAGGCACAACGAAGGCUUCCCUAUUGAAUAAUGGAAGCAACUCAGCUUCUAGCCAUGAACAGACAACUUCUCAUAACCUUGGUUCUCCAUUUCUGUUAGCAGGCUUAAUUGGGGGGGCUGUUGUAUUUGUGCUAGUAGUUCUGCUUAGUAUCUUCUGCUGGCACAUGCACAAAAAAGGACGCUACACCUCUCAGAAGUGGAAAUACAACCGUGGGCGACGGAAAGAUGACUACUGUGAGGCAGGAACCAAGAAGGACAACUCCAUCCUGGAGAUGACAGAAACCAGCUUUCAGAUUGUCUCCUUAAAUAAUGAUCAGCUCCUUAAAGGAGAUUUCAGAUUGCAGCCUAUAUAUACCCCAAAUGGGGGCAUUAACUACACAGACUGCCACAUCCCCAACAAUAUGCGAUAUUGCAACAGCAGUGUCUCAGACCUGGAACACUGUCAUACGUGAUAGUGAGGUAUGUGGUGAGGCAAUAUUACCACAAGCAAAAACCCAGAGGGAACAAGCAAAAUUAAUCUACUCACACACAAAUCAACAAAAAUUACAUUUGAUAAAUGUUACACAAAUGCAUUUGUGCAUUUGAAUACUCUGUAAUUUAUAUGGUGUACUAUAUAAUGGGAUUUAAAAAAAAGUGCUAUCUUUUCUAUUUCAAGUUAAUUGCAAACAGUUUUGUAACUUUUUGCUUUUUAAAUCUUUAAAAUAUAUAUAAAUAUAUAUAUAAAUAUAUAUAUAUAUUGAAGAAGUACUGUACAGGGUUGUACAAUAAGAACCCAAUGCCAUGGCAAAGGAAAUACAAAACAAAAUGCCUCAUUCUUCAAACAUUCAAUACUUUGAUUUUGGAGCUGUUUGGGGGAUUUUGGCUCGUAUAUAUCCAUUAGUUUAAGAUAAGUUUGUAUUACAAGAGGAAACUUUAGGAAUGCCUAAGCAGUGUUACAUGAGAGGAAAACAAUUUAACUUCAUUGGUGAUUUUAAAAAGCGUAAUUUGUAAAAAUUAGAUUGGCCACUUUGUCUGCCUCUGUCCCUUUAGCUCCCUUUAGUCAGUGACUAAAACUAGGAACUUCCUGGAUAUCAGGCUUAACAAACCUGUAUCCUUCAUUUUGUUAAUGCUUUUUUCAAAAAAAUAUAUCACUUGUUCAUUUCUUCUCAGAAAAGCUGAUAUGGCAUUUGUUAUUAAAUUCUCAUCAAAUUGGGAAUGUUUUCUGACCAGCCUUAUAAAAAAAAUAAUAAACUGCAUCUAGACUUUGUUUUCUCCAGAAAUGCAUUUCUGAAUUCCCAGUGAAAUCACAUUAAGUCAUAAAUUUCAAAAGUUUUAUUAGCAAUCCAGAUAGACCUUUGGCAGAAUACAAUCAAUACUUACAUUCUACAGGUAGUCCUCAACUUAUAACCACAACUGAACCCAAAAUUUCAGUUGUUAAAUGAAUUUUACCCCACUUUACAACCUUUCUUGCCACUGUUCUUAAGUGAAUCACAGCAGUUGUUAAGACAGUAACAUGAUUGCUGAGUAAAUCUGGCUUCCCCAUUGACUUUGCAGUCUUGCACACCCCUUUACAAUUGCAAGACUGAUUUUGCCAAAUGCAUAACUUGCAUUAAUUCAGUUAAGGAGAAAUGUCCUUAUCUUUAUCUGGUUCCCUUGCAGAUUAUUUUGCUCAGUUUUGUACCUUUGCAAAAGGACUAGCUGGGAUUCUAAGCUGUACAGUUCUAUUAAUAUGGGAACAUGACAAAAAGAAAACCCACCCCUUUAGUGAUAGAAGAAGAAGAAUUUCCAGUGCAUCAUAUGGAAGAUCAUAUGUUAUUGCAUGGAGAACCUAGUGCAGCUCUUAGUGUUAGGCAAAGAUCCACUGAUGGUAGAUUAGUUAACUCUCCGCUCUCCCCAUAUGUAGUCUCUGCAUGAAGUUGAGGACAUGACUGAUGGUUUCAUAUACGGGCAUGAAUGGGAUAUUAGCUAGGGGAAAUGAUGUUGGCUGAAAUGAUGGAAUUGUAGUCCACUAAAUGUAGAGAGUACCAGGUUGGAGAAGGCUGGACUAUACUACCCAUAUUUGAUUUGAUUUUUUAUUUAUUUUAAUCAAUAAAUUAGUGUGGCCUUCCCUUACGCUCUUCUCUUAUUUUUUAAAUCUAAUUAAAUUCAUAUGCAGAAUACUUGAGAAUUAAGCACAAUUAUCAACUCAUUCAUUUUUUUAAAAAAAGCUACUUCUCCUCCUCCUCCACAAUCAUAUUUAUUUGAAAAAGAGGCUUAAAACUGUUUUCUAAUAAUCAGAAAUGACCUACAAAAUUAGUCAUCUCAGUAAUAUAUCCUUUAAUUAAAGGCUAACCAAAAAUCACCUUUGAAAAAAGGAUGACUUAAAGGUAUGGAAAUAAGAACCAUGGUCAGUAUGCCUAAUCUGUUAUUAAUCACAAAACACACCUAUAGCUAUAUUAAUGUGUAACAACAUUCAGAUGGAUCACGACUUUGUAAGAUAGCGGAGUCCAAUAAUUCCCUAAGGGAAUUGUUCAUUUUGCAAUCAGAUUUCAAUAAUAUCAAAAGAAUUUCCAUUGGUAUUUUAGGCAACCUGUGUGGAUACUGUAUCAGUGUAGUUGCUGAAGGUUGCUAACUAAAAGAUUGCAUAUGGUUUCAAAUGUAUAAUUUUAGCUAGGGAAUUAUUAUGGUUUUUUUCUGUUUUUGCUUUUGCUUUUGACUGAAUUAGCUGUUUGUUCACAGAAGAUAUUGUUUAAAUAUUAAGAAGACACACAGAGAUCUAUGAAAAAGAUAGGAAGAAAAGGCCCUGCAAGCAGGAUGUCAUCCAAGUGGAACAGGGGUAACUUCACAGCAGUUAAAUGAAACUAAUUCUUUGCAUAUGCAAGAUAAUGGGAUGUCCUCCAAACUGAAUUCCUUUAUAGAGCAUAAGGCUAAAUCUUAUUUCUAGCACAAAGAAUGCCUCUGAAUUUCAGUUGCUAAGAGUAACAGCUGUUAUUCUUAUUUUCUUCUAUCCAGAAUCAUGUACUUGAUGAGAAAUACAGUAUGAUGAUAGACUAAAUAGGCUUUUUCUGUCUAAUCUAAUUGUUUUCUAGUUAUGUUUUUCUAUAUCAUGAGCCUAAGCAACACACAUACACACACUAUCUUAUCAAUAAUAAAAUGGAGAGUCCAAACAGUA
This is a messenger RNA of Protobothrops mucrosquamatus (brown spotted pit viper), 4689 nucleotides long. It is a transcript of the gene FLRT2, whose product is annotated as fibronectin leucine rich transmembrane protein 2. The record is from RefSeq and is a predicted model, not a curated record. The transcript has a single exon. Gene Ontology annotation, molecular function: protein binding. Lineage: Eukaryota; Metazoa; Chordata; Lepidosauria; Squamata; Viperidae. Bases 20 to 2011 code for a protein of 663 amino acids.